AUGUCGUCUACAGUACUAGUCAGCGACCUUCCCCCCAACUGCGAGUCCUCCUACGUCUUCACUGAGCUACGUUUGCAAGAAGACGAAGUCGAAGAAGUGUACACACGAGCGGGAGGAGGCGAGUCCGCCUGGAUAGUCUUCAAGGCCCCCAAACUCGCCGCUUUAUUCGAGAUUGGCCACAAAGGCCACCACUUCGGGGCAACCGGCAAGAAGAUCACGACUUCAUUCUGGAACGAAGCCAUUCCCGAAUUCGCCACCAAUCGCCAUUCCGACUUCGCCCACGCCCGGGAUCACCAAAUACUCUCGAGCACCGUUGAGAUUACCGGUCUCCCCGACAAACACACUAUGAGCAACAUGAAUGAGUUGUUCAGGUCGGUGCGAGACCAGUACUCUGAGACCACCGAGAAGAGUCAGCAUCGUAACCCAAGCUACUAUGACUACAACGAGCCCAUCAAUAUCCUUCAUCUCAAAACGCCCGACCCAGGAGUCGGCCUUUUGCAGCUCGCACAGCCUUGGAUGGCAGUCGCCAUUGUACAACAGUACGCGGGUACCUACUGGAAGAACGCCACGCUCAACGCUCGGUGCGUUCCUGAUGAAGAAAUGGAGAAGCUGCUUGUCAAUGAGCCCAGCGCCACGGACGUAUCGCUCUUCGUCAAGGGAAUUAAGGUCGGUACGUCAUCGAAGGAGGUGCGAGAGAUUUUCAAGGACUUUCCCAUUCGCGACGUCAACAUACUACCAGGCGGCAAGACGUUCUGCUUCGUCACCAUCCAGCAAGCACACGCAGAUUCGAUCCUCGCACAGUUCAAGAACGGUGUCAAGUGGCAAGGUCGCACCAUCAAAGUGGACUUGUCGGACAAGGACAAGAGAAAGAGGAAAGCUGAGUUUGGUUCUUCCAGCGCCCCUCCCAUUCCUGCGCCAGCUCCUCUACCGCCUACGAAUGUCACGGACCUGAAACUGGAAAACCUGCCGUACGAUGUCACAAACCACAAAAUCCUCACCCUGUUCGAGGGCUUCGCUGUCUACAAGGUCGUCAUCAAGCAGGGCUAUGCUUUUGUGGGUAUACCGACGGGGGAAGUCGGCCGCGCUCUCGAUAUGCUGAACGACACGAUGAUUGGGGCUCAAUACAUCAAGGCCAAGGUUGCUGAUCCCCGGAAGAAGUAA
Molecule: messenger RNA, 1161 nt
Organism: Alternaria ethzedia
Lineage: Eukaryota; Fungi; Ascomycota; Dothideomycetes; Pleosporales; Pleosporaceae
Exons: 1
Coding region: 1-1161 (386 amino acids)
Cellular component (GO): cytosol
Molecular function (GO): mRNA binding
Source: RefSeq, a predicted model, not a curated record